Messenger RNA from Capsicum annuum, 1569 nucleotides. RefSeq names its product importin-5. NCBI's taxonomy places the organism in Eukaryota, Viridiplantae, Streptophyta, Magnoliopsida, Solanales, Solanaceae. Gene Ontology annotation, biological process: protein import into nucleus. Gene Ontology annotation, cellular component: cytoplasm; nucleus. The transcript has 12 exons. Bases 4 to 1029 code for a protein of 341 amino acids. The record is from RefSeq and is a predicted model, not a curated record. Gene Ontology annotation, molecular function: nuclear import signal receptor activity.
GCAAUGAGUUCUCUUUGUCUAAGUUGCAGGUCAUACAUCUUAGAACCUCGCUUGCAGGCAAUUGUGAGCAAACUACUUCAACUCAUCAAGAGUCCAAGUCCUGAGGUGCAUGCCGAGUCCUUAAACGCUCUAGCAUCGGUUGCAAUAACAUCAAAGGAUCUCUUCUCUACAUACUAUGAUUCGGUCAUCACUUCCCUAAAAAAACUGCUAGAUGAUGCGACAAGUAAAUCGGUGCAAAACAAUACUGUUAAGUUGCAUUUGGACAAUGCUGUUGAGUGCAUUUGGACAGUUGCAAUAGCUGUUGGAAAGGAUAUAUUCAAGAAAGAUGCUGCAGAGGUCAUGGUCCUUCUCUUGUCUGUGCGGUUGAGUUUAGGAGAGGAUAAUCACAGUGCGAAACUUACCCUUCUACGAGCAUGGGAUCAGCUUCUUCAAUGUCUCGGAUCAGAUUUUUAUCCAUAUAUGGAAGAUCUUAUACCUGAUUUGCUCCGCUCUGCUAGACUUGGCUCGGAUAGUGGCACAGAACGUGUUAUUCUGACGGAGAAACUUAGGGCAUGUGAACUUUUACUUCGCUUAGCUAGACAGUUCAAAGGGAUGUUCUCUCCAUGGAUCGAUCAGGUUUCUGAAACACUGAUACCACUUGUGACAUUUCAUGAUGAAGAUAUCCGAAAAAUAGCUGUUUCAGCCAUGCCAAGGCUAUUGCUUUCAGCAAAACUUGCUAUUGAGACGAAAGAAGCACCUGGCCUUACAAAUUCCCAUUCGCAUAAACUAGUGGUCCAAAUUGUACCAUCUCUGCUGGAGGCUCUGGAUGAGGAAACUGAUGGUAAAAAUUGCGCAAAGAUAUUGCGAUCAUUAACCAAAUGCAUCGAGAUUGCUGGAGCAUUUCUUAGCAAAGAGCAGAUUCAGUUGACAGCUACUGGGAUAGAGCAGGUUCUCGAAGCAACAUCAGAAAGCCAUUUUUCAAAAGAGGAAACUGUGACUGAGCUGGAAAAGGAGAUCAUUAAAGAGGUCCGUAGGCACCAUGACCUCUGAAUACUUCUGAUCGAUUGCCUGUUGGUCUGUUAAGCCUUUUUUGGUACAGGUCGUAAACUACUUCCGCAUAUUGAUCAAGAUAUACAAAGAAUGCUCCUCGACUGUAGUCAAAAAAUUUAUGGAAUGUAUAAAAGCUAUGAUGGUAGAUGAUGUGACAGAUAAAGAGAAGCAAAUUGGGCUUUUAACCUUCAAUGAAUUCUCUCUGGAAUGUCCAGAAGUUGCUAUUAGGUUCAAACAGAACAACGGAUGACGGAAUUCAAGAAUCUUGUAUCAUGUUCCUUUCCUCAUUCUCCCUUGAGCUUUGGCAACACCUGCAUCAAAAGCUGUUGUGCCAUAUCUUAUCGCGUAAUCUUGUACAUUCAACAAAGCAAUAUAUUGUUGAACUAUCACGUCUAGCUACUUUGUAUAUAUAGGUGAAACUGUCUGGACAGCUAACACAUUACUUUCCAGUUGAGAACUUGUAAGAAUGGUUUUGGAAAAUCUGGCCGUUACAUAUCAUGCACUGCAAUGAACUGAUACUGUGUACAUUUCCAUGUGAAU